CGACAACCUUCACUUCCAGUGUCUAUCUAUCUAUGCUUUUUCCAACCUCACUUCUCCCCUCCUCUCUCUAACCAUCGUCACUCAUUGCUCAUUUCGAGGCCAUCGUACUCACUCCUUCGUGCGACCCUCUCACAUUCCCUCAAUUCAAUUGAAUUCGCGUUAUACCCCUGUUUUUACUUCCCUUCUAUAACCACCACAAUGCACCUCUCGACCCUCCUCCUCGCAACAGCACCCGCCCUCGUGUCUGCUCGCGGCAGUCUAGGCUUCGCCCUCGGCGACAAGAAAGCAGACGGCACCUGCAAAUUCCAAGCCGACUACACCGCUGAUUUCGCAACCUUGGGCGGGACCAGCAAACUCGUCCGCGGAUACGCUGCCAGCGAUUGCAACACAGCGCAGGAGAUCCUUCCUGCUGCAAAGGCUGCUGGUUUCCAGGUUAUUCUUGGGAUUUGGCCAGACACCGACGAAAGCUACAACGAGGACCUCGCUGCCGUAGUAAAAUACGCGCCCCAAUACGCCGACCAAGUCUACGCCAUCACCGUGGGCUCCGAGACCAUGUACCGGGGCAACUUCACCGGCUCGCAACUCCUCGACAAAAUCAACGACGUGAAGACCGCUUUGGGCGGAAACUUCAAAGUCGGCACUGCGGACAGCUGGAACAAAUACCAAGAUGGCACGGCGGAUCCGUUGAUCAAGGGCGGAGCGGAUAUCUUGCUCUGCAACGCGUUUUCGUAUUGGCAGGGCCAGACGAUUGCUAAUUCGACGGGCAGCUUCUUUGAUGAUGUUAUGCAGGCUUUUGGGCAUAUUCAGGAGGUGGCUGGGUCUACGACUACAGGGCCGGAACUUUGGGUUGGUGAAGUUGGAUGGCCGACUGCUGGUUCGACGUAUCAGAAUGCUGUUCCUGGUACCUCCAAUGCGCAGACGUUUUGGCAGAAGGGCAUUUGUGGUAUCCUUGAUUGGGGCGUGAAUGUCUUCUCCUUUGAAGCUUUUGAUGAGCCGUGGAAGCCGGUUAGUACGGGACAAGAUGGAAGCGUGGCUGAUGAGACGCAUUGGGGGGUUUGGAAUGCGGAUCGAAGCUCCAAGUACUCUGUUUCGUGCUAGAGAGAAGAUCACGGGUAGACAGAAAUGUCGUUGUUCUGAUUGAGGGAUUCGUAUUUUGGACCUAGUAUCAUUUCUGGGCUUGGUCUAUGGUGAAUUAUAGAUGGGAGAUUUGUUUCGGAGGCAUAAUCGCAAUAUACCACUUGAGAGACUCAAUUACUAUUUACGGGUCAUGAGCACCUCGCUCUCUUUCAAUUCACUGUCAUAUUCCUUUCGUUCAUCGCUCUAAACAAAUGAAGCAAUCUGCACAUAUCUCC
Mollisia scopiformis is the source of this 1352-nucleotide messenger RNA. Its product is annotated as family 17 glycosyl hydrolase. Gene Ontology annotation, molecular function: 1,3-beta-glucanosyltransferase activity; glucan endo-1,3-beta-D-glucosidase activity. Gene Ontology annotation, cellular component: cell surface; extracellular region; fungal-type cell wall. The record is from RefSeq and is a predicted model, not a curated record. NCBI's taxonomy places the organism in Eukaryota, Fungi, Ascomycota, Leotiomycetes, Helotiales, Mollisiaceae. The coding region runs from base 199 to 1098 and encodes 299 amino acids. The transcript has 3 exons. Gene Ontology annotation, biological process: cell wall organization; carbohydrate metabolic process.